CAUGAAUAUACACAACAGUACUUCUAGCUGCACUGUAUAGGCUCCUGGGGUCUCUAUUCACAGCUUGAGUGCCCCCCCGUAACAAAUCAAAUUCCAGAAGCAGACUCCCCAGACUGGAUUUACCCGGGGUGAAAUCUUAAUAGAAUGGACCUACUGCCUGACAUCUGGAGGCAGGACUACUGGCUCCCUCCAGGUCACACCUGGAGAGACAUGGAACAGCUGGCGGAGUCUGACCGACCAAAACCUCUGGACCUUCUCGUAGCUCUGCCCCUCGCACUGGGCUUUGUCGCCCUGCGCUACGUGUUUGAGAGGUUUUUUGCCCCUCCCUUGGGCAGGUGUUUGGGGGUGAGGAAUAGAUUUCAAAAGACUGCUGCCCCCUGCCCGAAGCUGGAGUCAUUUUACACCCAGCGGAGCAGACAGCCAACACAGAGUGAAAUUGUCAGUUUGAUGUCGUUGUGCGGCAAAACUCAGAGGCAGAUUGAAACUUGGUUCAGACUCCGCAGAAACCAAGACAGGCCGUGUCAAACCAAGAAGUUUGGUGAAGCAGCUUGGAGGUUCUUUUUCUACCUCGUAGCCUUUGUGGCUGGAUUGGCCUGCUUGAUUGAUAGACCCUGGUUCUGGGACCGCAGGGAGUGUUGGAGACAGUAUCCAGAACAGCCCAUGGAGAGAGCUCAUUACUGGUACUACAUGCUGGAGCUGAGUUUCUAUAACUCUCUCCUGCUCCGAAUCUUUGUGGACAUCAAGAGGAAGGAUUUUAAAGAACAGGUGAUCCACCAUUUGGUCUGCAUCCUUCUGCUCAGUUUCUCCUACAGUGCCAACUACAUUCGCAUAGGCACCUUGGUUAUGCUGCUUCACGACUCCUCUGACAUCCCACUAGAGUCUGCUAAGAUGUUCAGCUAUGGCACUGGCUGGAGGAAGACGUGUAACACUCUAUUUGUUCUGUUUGCUGUGAUCUUCCUUGUGACUCGACUGGUGGUUUUCCCCAGCAAAAUCAUCCAUACCACCCUGGUACUGUCCAUGGAGUUCUUUCAGCCGUUUGCGGGCUACUACUUUUUCAACAUCCUGUUGAUAGUGCUGCAGGUUCUUCACAUCUUCUGGGCUGGAUUAAUCUUACGCAUGGUCUGUAAGCUCCUGAAAGGCAAGUUGGAAAAAGAUGAACGCAGUGACGAAGAGAGUGAGAUUGAGGAGAAAGAAGAGGAUAAAGGAGGAGAUGAAAAUGCAGAUCUAGGAGAUUAUUGUUGGGAUACAAGUAAAGACACCAUAAAUUCCAAACUCUCAGGACUGGCCAACACGUGUGUCCUAAAUACCUUGACCAACCACAGGGCCUCUGCAUCCAAAAGAAUGCGUAAAGCUCAGUAAAGACUUGAUUUUUGCACAUUUUGCUCUGGUUUUGCUAUUUCAAGGUUAAAACUGCAAUAUGGUAUACAUAUGAAAAAAUCAUUUCAUCACCCUCUAUACUACAGGUCAUUCAUGCUGAUGGCAUCAUACCUAGGGACUACACUUUUAAUUGAGAGUGGAAUCAGAUAGAUGACAUUUUAGCUUUAUAUGUAGCAUUGGCAGCACAGCAGAGCACAGUUUCACUUUUUCAAUCCUGUGGGAUAUGGGCCCAGCACGCUGCUACACAUUCUAGCUGGGACUUGAACCCACAAUCCCUGACUUGGGAUGCCAGUGCCUUGUUCAGUAGGUAAAAUCCAUGUUCAGUCAUAGUUGCACUGGCAUAAUAAUUCCUUUGAAUUAAAUUUUCCAUAGACAGGGAUGUUAGUGUUUGUGUGAGGGGAUAAUGAACGUGUUCCCCACCUACUGAUGUUCAUUUCCCCUACUGAUGUUCAUUCCAGCCUACACUAGAGACUGUUUUUACACAGUUUUUUAUUCAGCAAGCUCACAAAGUAGAUGCUUUAAAAUUUUAAAAGCAACACAUUUGCAAAAGAAAAGAUGCAAACUAAGUAAACAAAUCUAUGUUCAAAUAUAGACAGAAGUGGCUGUUAAAUACUGUAAAAUGAUAAAAUUGUUAUAUAACAUGCAAUCAACAUUUAA
Monopterus albus (swamp eel) is the source of this 2034-nucleotide messenger RNA. RefSeq names its product ceramide synthase 2-like. Gene Ontology annotation, cellular component: membrane. The transcript has 11 exons. Gene Ontology annotation, molecular function: DNA binding; sphingosine N-acyltransferase activity. Gene Ontology annotation, biological process: ceramide biosynthetic process. Bases 145 to 1359 code for a protein of 404 amino acids. NCBI's taxonomy places the organism in Eukaryota, Metazoa, Chordata, Actinopteri, Synbranchiformes, Synbranchidae. The record is from RefSeq and is a predicted model, not a curated record.